Molecule: messenger RNA, 831 nt
Organism: Dracunculus medinensis (Guinea worm)
Lineage: Eukaryota; Metazoa; Nematoda; Chromadorea; Rhabditida; Dracunculidae
Source: the annotation of a GenBank genome assembly
AUGAUGCCAAUGACAAAACCUUCGCAAUUAAUAUUGUUUUUUAUAAGUUUGAAUGAGUUAGUGCCAACUCAACCAUCAUCAUGCUUGCUCCGUUGCAAAGACAACUAUGUGAAUGAAAUGCAAAAAAUUCUUGAUGAUACUGAAGAGUGGACAAUGGAACUUUCCAGCCCAUUACAUAGUUUAAUAAAAGGACUAUCUGAAACCUUCAAUAAUCAAGCCGUAAUCUAUCAAAGGCUUCAAAAUGCUUGCAAAACAAACAACGAAUACAUUCAAUGUCUUUUUGAAUGCAGAGAAAGAAAAAUCAGCAACAUCCUGUUAAAAGGACAAACAUCCUGGAUGAACAUAUGUGAUGCUUUUGCUCGAAAUACAGAUGAAUUUUUGACCUCAGUUUUGCCAUGUUGGGCACGCCAUGGUGCUGCAGUGGGACGUUUUUGUGCACCUCAACGAGCCAUAAUUCAAAAUGCAAUGGUGGAUUUAAUCAAAAGAGCAGCGCGGAACUUGCAUUACCAUAUCGCCGACAUUUGCAAAAGCGCUACAAUGUACGACAAAUGCUUAGCAUGGCAAGCAGAUGCUUUUUGUGGUGAGAAGGCAUGGAAAUUCGUACUAUACAUCAACCGUAAGACAUCAUUGACAAUCGUAGAGCUUUUACAAGAAUCGAAAUUGAUUGUAAAUUUGCCAAAGGAAUGCGAACAAUGGAUUGCGCCAUCAAAGUACAUGAAACCAAUUGAUCAUGCGAUAACACACCGCCGUGAUGUUGCUGCUCUUGCUGUCUCUAAUGGUACUGUAGUGCAUCUCAUCAUAUUUGCUUUAGCACUGAUUUCAUUACUAUAA